Alternaria incomplexa is the source of this 708-nucleotide messenger RNA. RefSeq lists its product as uncharacterized. The transcript is spliced from 2 exons. Lineage: Eukaryota; Fungi; Ascomycota; Dothideomycetes; Pleosporales; Pleosporaceae. The record is from RefSeq and is a predicted model, not a curated record. The coding region runs from base 1 to 708 and encodes 235 amino acids. Gene Ontology annotation, biological process: arachidonate secretion; phospholipid metabolic process. Gene Ontology annotation, molecular function: A2-type glycerophospholipase activity.
AUGAAGUUCAACACCCCCCUUCUCAACCUCCUCACCCUGACCGCCAUCCUCAUCCCCGAUGCCUCCGCCCACAAAGACAAGAAGAAAGCCGCCGCAGAACUCGAGAAAGACAUGACGGCUCACACCCUAGAAGCCAAGGCCGUGAACUACAUGGUCUUUGUCGAGCCUCUCUGGCACUUCAUGGACAUGUGGCAUAACCAUGAGGCCUCGUACGGUGUUACGGGUCUGGACUGGGUGACGGAUGCCUGCACAGGCGUUGAUGACAGGCCGUUUAAGUGGGACUCCCGCAAGAAAAUCGACAAGAACUUCAAGGAGGACAUGUACGAUCAAUGCAGGAAGGAAAAGCACAAACAUCUGUGCCGUAUUGGUGCGAAGAUUUAUUAUGCCGGUGUGAGGGUUAUGGGGAGGAGGGAUCUUGUUGAACCGGAGAAGACUAUGAUGCAUGCCACUGGAAUUGCCAAUGCUACCACCGAGGACACUGCUGCCAUCGCUGCCAUUACCGUCGACUCGGAUGCUGAGAUUAGUGCUGAGGAGAGGGCUCAGAAGGUGUUUGAGGCUUGGAUUGCGGAGCUGCGAGCGCAUCCCGAGGUGCUGAUGGAGAUGACAGAGAGGGAUUUGGAGAAUGUCGAGGUGGCGCUUGAUCAGGGGAUCAAGGAUAUUGAAAAGAGUGAUGAGGUGCAAGAAGAGAUGGCUGCUGUUGGUCUAUGA